Saccostrea echinata is the source of this 568-nucleotide messenger RNA. RefSeq names its product protocadherin alpha-10-like. Gene Ontology annotation, cellular component: membrane. NCBI's taxonomy places the organism in Eukaryota, Metazoa, Mollusca, Bivalvia, Ostreida, Ostreidae. Gene Ontology annotation, biological process: homophilic cell-cell adhesion. Gene Ontology annotation, molecular function: calcium ion binding. Bases 20 to 568 code for a protein of 182 amino acids. The record is from RefSeq and is a predicted model, not a curated record. The transcript has 3 exons.
UGAGUAAGUUAUUAAUAGUAUGGACAGUGGUGUACCUCCCCUGACAAUUCAGAGGACUUUCAUAAUUGAAGUAGAAAAUGUGAAUGAACCUCUCAGUGAUAUAAUUUUGGAAGCAAUUUCUCCAGUCUCUGAAGAUCUUCCACUAGGAUCAGUCUUGUCCAAAAUCCUAAUUUAUGAUCCAGAUGAGGACCUGUCACACAUCUGUCAAGUUCUUCCAGGCUCCACCCCUUUUUCCAUUGUCACAACCGAAAACAAUGUAAAGGAGUUGAUGUUGACAGGGGUAUUAGAUUAUGAAAUCAAAUCAACGUAUCAACUCAACAUUAAGUGUUCUGAUGGAGAGUUUGAUAUGGUUAAGGAGAUAACAAUAGAAGUGAAGGAUAUAAAUGAGAGACCAUUAGGAAUAACUCUGAGUGGAUCUCACACAGUGUUAGCCAAUGGUACAGCAGGAUACAGUAUAGGAGAAAUCGCUGUCUCAGAUCCCGACAUAGACCAGACCCACACUGUCACUGUCAAGGGACCUAACUCAGAUUUUAUCAAGGCACUUAAACAACUCAAUUCUCCUUAUUAA